Molecule: messenger RNA, 4875 nt
Organism: Fusarium falciforme
Lineage: Eukaryota; Fungi; Ascomycota; Sordariomycetes; Hypocreales; Nectriaceae
Exons: 1
Coding region: 1-4875 (1624 amino acids)
Biological process (GO): regulation of small GTPase mediated signal transduction; negative regulation of TOR signaling; positive regulation of GTPase activity
Cellular component (GO): nucleus; TSC1-TSC2 complex; cytoplasm
Molecular function (GO): GTPase activator activity
Source: RefSeq, a predicted model, not a curated record
AUGCUGCGCCGUCUAGCCUCUCUUAGCCAUCCAAACCCCGAGGAGACUUCACAAGAGCACAUGUCACCACAGCCAGGAGAUGGUCCACCGUCACCAGAUACGUCCCGUCAGGGUGGCCUUGCCCACGUCCUGCGGGGCCUGACAAGCUCAAAGCUCUCCAAGUCGUCGCCAUCAAUAGCCUCGCCUUCAUCCUCUACUGCGUUGCCGACCGCCGAGUUCGUUCAUGCCCCUCUCGCGAACCUGCCUGUCCAACAACCUCGAGGCUUGUCUUCAAGUCACAUGGAGUCAUUCGAGCUUCUCAAGAACGGCUCUCCCAACGAGCGUAUCGCUGCUGCCAACUCUUUGAAAUAUGCCAUCGCCGAGUACCCUCUGAAUCCCGUUUUGGAUAUAUGGGAUGCCGCCAAGGAUCUUAUCGAUCCCGCAAAGCCCACCGCGGCUCGGGCAGCUGGCUGGGAGCUUCUGACGGAGUGUGUCAAGCAUGAUGCCUCUUCAGACCUUGAGCGGCAGGAGUACUUUGCAACCUUAACGGCUCCUGCAAACGCCGAGGAUUUCCACCUGCAGUUGGCAGCUCUUGUAGACCUGACCCGCCGAGGCCGCGUCUUGACCGGAUUUGAUUACCAGUUGGUCCCUUUGCUGACUACUUGGCUUUGGGAAUCCUACAAUGUGGUCCGCGCGGCUCGGAGAAGGGCGUCUCGGACUCCCAAGGGCUCUUCCAGGAGCCGUGCGGCGGUUUCGGGCGAAGAAAAGAACCUCGCUCAGUUAUUCAGCUUUCUUAUCGAUGUGAUCAAGUUCAGCUUCAACAAUGCCGAUGAACCUGCUGUGGCUGGUUUGGUCGAUCGCUUGAUGGCAAUCUGCAUGAGCACAAGCGUGGAAGACGACCUUAAGUCGAGUAUCGCCGUUGUCGAUGCUAUCGUGACUUUUGGAUCCAUUCCAGAUGAGAAGCUCAAAGGUUGUAUUCAUGUGUUGAGCUCCAUCUAUUGCAUCGUGGGAAGCCUGCAAAACCACUCGUGGCAUACAUUGUCCAAUCUGCUAAAAAGUCACAAUGGCCAGGCAACCGUCCGUAUCCUCCUCGACAUCUUGCGCAACAACCCUGGUGAUGCGAAACAGGAGAAGGAUAUCAACCGAGAGAUACGUGGCGCGUUGGCCGUGCUACAAAAGCUCAUGACCAAAACCCCCGAGCAAGGUUACCCGGCUGUUCCCUUUGCCUUGCUUGUUGACGGUCUGACAAACAUUGUGAGGUCUGCUACAUCCAUCAAGACCUUGACUGCAAUUCUACAACUCAUCAACGGUCUGUUCGACGAUGGAGAGGGCCAGAUGCAUCGCCUUAUCAUUGACGAGGAUUGGUCGGUGAUCCUUGAGGCCGCCGCGGAAUGUUCGAAACGAGUCACUCUCGAACCCCAUGAGAUAGACAGACUUCGCAACAACAGCAGAGACGAGAAGGCUGACGAGGGCCUAAUCCGGGAACUUAUAGUUCUCAUCAAGCGACUCGAUGUUCUCAUCAAUCAGAAAUCUGGUCACUUUGUUCCCAGACCAACGGUCGUCACAUUUCUCACUGAGGUUCAUCAGUAUCUCCCUGAUGCAACUGCUUCCUCAGUUCUCGACUACUUUCAGCAAUUCAGGUGCUGCUCUCCCUCGGAUCUGCAGUGGGAAGACAAUCUGGCUUUGGUCUUGAAGGGCUUCUUUGGAAACCGCGAACGAUCCUCUCAAAUCCGACUUCGGGCCCUCGAGACCAUCAUGGAUGCGUAUGAGGUUGUGGACUUGGUUGGCGACGACCCUGAACAGAGUUUUAUUCCUCACCUUGCCAAGAGUGUCCUGCAAGAUGUGGCCGAAGAGACGGACGUCCUGGUGCUCGAAGGUAUCGUGUCCCUAAUGGUUUCGGUCGCUGCAUCCUGUGACAUGGAGCUGUUCGAAUACAUCAUCGACGCAUUGCGGGGCAUCGUUAUUGGCGAUCGACUCAAGUCUCCGAUUUUGUCCACGGCUUCUCCCAACCCCCUCGCCCAGGCUCCCUUGGACGAUGCUGUGUCUCCAGAACAAUCUCCCUCGAACGUUGUGGCAAAAGGAUAUGCCAAAAUGUUUGUACAGACAAUGGACACUGACAGUGGGAAGAGCAUAAGACUAUAUCAUGCUCUAGUUAACAUCGCCAAGUCAAAUCACUGCGACGCAGAUGCGCGGCUGACAGCCAUGAAGCUACUGUUCCGUCUGCGUGCCGACUGGGCGAACCGCAUCUACAUUACGAAGGUCCUCGAGACUAACUUUCUCGCUGCCUCUAUAUGCCGAACACCAGAGACUCUUGCAAAGAAGCAAGCCGAGGAAGCGGCCCAAUCGGUGCGGUUGCUCAGCCGUGAUCACGGGGGAGGAUCACGAGCUUCUCGCGGUAUAUCUUUCAGCCAAGGGCAAUCCCAUGAAAGAGGCCUUCCCAUUCGUUCCGCGAGCGUCGCCACUGGAAGCGUCCCAAGGAGCAGCGCGGGUCGGUAUCAUCAAAUCUGGAGCCUCCCAGACCCCGAGGCUCUGCCUGAUGCUGUCACGGGCACCAUCAGCCCGGUCUUGGUUUCUCACGCACCAGAAUUGGAGGUGGACGAAUCAACAGAAAAGUCUGAGAAGGAGGAUGGCGAUACCGGGACUUCUGUCCUCAAUAUUGCGACCUGGCUCGAGGCCGUCCUUACUCUCCUACACGGGUGUGACUGGGAAGUCUACAGCUUCAUUCUUGUUCACCUGCCGUCUCAAUUGAGCAACCACGCCAUCUUCUGCGACACUAUCCCCCAAAUCCAGGAGCUUCGAAGGCUCAUUUGCGAGCAGAUUCGGACAAACUCCUUUCAAGAGCCACCAAAUGCGUCGGGCUUAAGACGUGCGGACGUGGCAAUCUGUCUCUUCCACAGUCUGACCAUGAUUCUCAGCUACCAUGAUCACUUCCAGAAGGGAGACGAGGAUGAAAUUGUCAAGACGUUUGUCCAUGGCAUUGCUACCUGGGAGCGAAGUGCCAAAUGCUGCAUCCACGCCCUGUCCAUAUGCUGUCACGAGUUGCCCCUUUCGACGAGCAAAUCACUUGUACAGCUCCUUGCUAAGAUGUCGACUAUUAUCACUCAACCGCACGUCUCGAUCCACAUUCUCGAGUUUCUGGCCUGUCUUAGCCGUCUACACAACGUGUAUGUCAACUUCAGGGAAGAGGAGUACAAGAUUGUGUUCGGCAUCUGUAUUCGAUACCUACAAUCGGUAAGAGACAAGAAGGAUUCCAACAGGAGCAGCCACACGAGCGAGCCAUCGACGCCACUGAGUUCGUCUGACUCGGUGCAUCCAAGUGCGACGGAUGACCUGCCACAAUAUGUGUAUGCACUGGCAUACCAUGUUAUCUUAUUCUGGUUCUUGGCCCUCAAGCUCCCUGAUCGAGCAAACAUGGUGGGAUGGUUGGUUCGGAACAUGUACAGCGACUCGGAAGAGGGACAUGCCGAUAAUGAACAGGCGCUCACCUCGAUCGACUUCAUGCAGAGGGUCACAUACGCCGACAUUGAAGAGUCUUCGCCGGACCCUCUUUUCACCGAGGCUCGGUUCGGCGAGAUUAUCAAAAAGAAUUGGCUGGUUGGGUAUAGUAUCGUCACGGUGAUGCAAGCUACGACCACGGGUUGGGCACAAAUCGUGAAGAGACAGCCAUCGGGCACUUCUGUCUUUACGGUUCGAGAAGCUUUUGAUCCACCACCUCCCCAUCAGACGGAAAGUUAUGUCGACGUUAGCAGAGAGGGCCAGCCAUCAACCAACACGAUCUUGCCCAGUCACCUGCUCGUUCAGCUCAUGUCAUCGGUCCCUCAAGGUCACGAUCUGGCGCGGCCCAUCCCGCUACCCGAUGAUGAGGUUGUUGAUAGAGCUAUUCGAGUCUUUGAUCGAAGCUCUACUGUUGAUGGUCACAAAGUCGGAGUCAUUUAUAUCGGAGAAGGCCAGACGGACGAAGCCGAGAUCCUUGCCAACGUGUCCGGAAGCAGCGACUACGUCGAGUUUCUGAACAACCUGGGAACGCUGACCAAGCUCAAGGGGGCUACGUUCAAUACCCAUGGUCUUGACCGUGAAUUCGACUCCGAUGGCCAGUACACGUUCUGCUGGCGUGAUCGCGUCACCGAGAUUGUAUUCCAUGUUACAACGCAGAUGCCUACCAACCUGGAACAUGACCCCCGAUGCACUCUCAAGAAGCGUCAUAUCGGCAACGACUUUGUCAACAUCGUUUUCAACGAUUCCGGAGCGCCCUUCAAGUUCGACACGUUCCCCGGCGACUUCAACUUUGUACACAUUGUUAUCACACCCGCGUCGCGAGCAUCGUUUAUUGCUGCCAGGGACACGUCCAAGCACAGUCAACCUUUCUAUCGUGUGCAAGUCAUGAGCAAGCCGGGCUUCCCCGAAAUCUCGCCCGCUUCCGAGACAAAGAUGGUCUCUCUCAAGGCGCUGCCAGGGUUGAUCCGUCUGCUUGCGCUAAACGCCUCCGUCUUCUCGCAUGUCUGGGCAAACCGCGAGGGUGGAGAACAUGUUAGCUCAUGGCGGAGCCGUCUUCGUGCCAUCAAGCGACUUCGCGAGAAGCAUGCCCCGUCAAAGUCGGGGCAGCUGACACCCUCAGCAUCGCAAAACUCAUCGCUAGGAGGUCCAACACCGCUGCACCAACAACAGCUGCUGCAACAACAGGCCGAGGCCUCUUCACGGCCGGCUAGCACUGUUCGGGAUAGCUUCACCAGUCUACGCCGUACCAGUGUUGCGACCUUCUUCACGAGCACAAGCGAACAGACCUCUCACCGGUCAUCAAUGCUGUCGUCGUCCACUACGACCAACGAUACAGAGAUUGGCACAGUCCAUGGGCAGGACUCUAUUGUUGACACGGUCGACUUCUCAAAAUGGGCUUAA